This is a messenger RNA of Lathyrus oleraceus (garden pea), 1950 nucleotides long. RefSeq lists its product as uncharacterized. The coding region runs from base 1 to 1950 and encodes 649 amino acids. The record is from RefSeq and is a predicted model, not a curated record. NCBI's taxonomy places the organism in Eukaryota, Viridiplantae, Streptophyta, Magnoliopsida, Fabales, Fabaceae. The transcript has a single exon.
AUGGGUGACCGAGUUGACGCUUUGGAGACACAGAUGGGGAAUGUGACAACAACAUUGCAAGAUCUCGCUCUACAGAUGCAACAACAUGCUCAGCAAAUGCAUCAACAAAGCUUGGUUCUAGAAGAAUUAAGCAAACAGAUAGGAAAAAAAGGAGAGACUCUAGAGGGGGAAGCCUCUGUUGGCUCUACACAGAGUGAAUCUCGCCUCACUGGGAAGAAGGUGAAAUUUCCUCUAUUUGAUGGUGAUGAUCAUGUGGCAUGGAUUACACGGGCCGAAAUUUAUUUCGAUGUUCAGAAUACAUCGGAUGAUAUGCGUGUGAAGUUGGCUCGCCUGAGCAUGGAAGGUUCAACCAUUCAUUGGUUCAACCUGUUGAUGGAGAUAGAAGAUGAGUUGUCAUGGGAGAAGAUGAAGCGAGCGUUAAUUGCUCGUUAUGGAGGACGUCUUCUGGAGAAUCCAUUCGAGGAGCUUUCAACGUUGAGACAAAAGGGAAGUAUGGAGGAAUUCGUCGAAGCUUUUGAGCCGUUGUCAUCGCAAGUUGGAAGGCUUCCUGAAGAACAAUACCUGGGAUAUUUUAUGAGUGGAUUGAAACCCCAAAUUCGAAGGAGGGUGCAUACUCUGAAUCCUCGAAAUAGGAUGGAGAUGAUGAGGAUUACGAAUGAUGUUGAAGAGGAAUUGAAGGAGGAAGACGACGAUGGUGAGCGUCGUGAUGUGAAAAAAGGGGGGUACGAGCGUGUGGGCCAGAAGGAUUGGGCCGGGUUACUAAGGAGUAAAGGUGGGUCUCAACCCAGGGAUGCAACUCGUUCGUUUCAGUCGGGUGGGUUAAACCCGAGUCAGAAAACGGGUUCGAUUGGAUCCAACACAAAUUCAACUUCGUAUUUGGUUUCCUCAGCUUGCAAAAACGACGGGGGUCCGUGUUCCGACGCGAUGGAGAGGUGGAAGGGAAUACGAAGUAUCCACAAUGAUGAAUUCGAAGAGAGGAUAAUGAAGGGUCUAUGUUUCAAAUGUGGGGGAAAAUACCACCCUACGUUGCAUAAAUGUCUAGAACGAGCUCUUAGGGUUCUAAUCUUAGGAGAAGGUGAAACCAUGACAGAGAAAGGGGAAAUUGUGAGUAUGGAGGACGUGACGGUGGAAAGUGAAGAAGAAGUGGAGGUGGAAUGUAAACUGAUGGGGGUAUUGGGAAGCAUGGGUGAGUCUCAUACCAUGAAGGUUGAAGGGAAGAUACAGAAUGUAGAUUUAUUGGUGUUGAUUGAUAGUGGUGCGAGCCACAAUUUUAUUUCUCCCAAAGUGACUACUGCUUUGGGUCUUGUCAUCACACCUACAGCAGCUAAGAGUAUCAAGCUUAGUGAUGGUCAUAAGGUGAUAACAAAUGGAGUGUGUAAAGGGGUCAAUAUGAAGGUGGGAGGGAUUGAAGUGAUUGUGGAUGCGCUGGUGUUGGAGCUAGGGGGAAUGGAUAUGGUGUUAGGAGUUGCCUGGUUAAGCACUCUUGGGAAGGUGAUUAUGGAUUGGAAGGCAAUGACUAUGCAAUUUUCGUAUGAAAAUGAGUUGGUGAAAUUGCAAGGUCAAGGCAGCAAGGUGGUCAGACAAUGUUAUCUGAACUCCUAUCUUGAGGACACUCAUAGUAGAACUGAGCUGGGCUGGUGGUGGGCUCAUUUACAGUCAAUGGAAGCAACCAAGUCAGUGGUUCCCAAAGGCUUAAAUCCAGUACUAGAAGAAUUCCAGGAAGUGUUUGGAGACAAUAUUCAUCUACCUCCUGAGAGGAGUCAGGUGCAUCAGAUUAAGCUUUAUCCUGAUCAUGGUGCCAUUAAUGUCAGACCCUACAGGUACCCUCAUCACCAAAAAGAAGAAAUUGAGAAGCAAGUGUCAGAACUGUUGAAAGCUGGAGUCAUUCGGCCGAGUAUGAGUUCAUUUUCAAGUCCUGUGAUAUUAGUCAAUAAGAAAGACAAGAGCUAG